AUGUCAUAUUUGUUUUCAACGCAGGAAGGUGUGGGACAUCACGCCCUGGAAUCGAAAGAGCCCUCUUGGUUCCAAUCAUCUACGAAGAGAGUUAUUCCAAACCACUUAGUUCCGAAGAAGAAAUUGGGAUUUCAACUAUCGACUGUCGCCAAUAAAAAGGAUUCGAAAACAUCGUCGUCAAUCUCUACAGCGGACAAGUCUGGCUUAUUUAAUGCCACAGAUUUCAAUGUGAUUACUUUUGGUAAUAGAACUAAGAGUUCCUCAGUUAGUCAAGGUGAUACUCUGGCUCUUCUCUUGAGUGACCAACCGGAUUCGGCAUCGAUCUUGGAUAAUGACGAUAUCCCCUUGUAUAAUAAUGCUGAAGAUCUUCCUCCUCCAAGGUCGCUCUAUGACUUGAAUGAUGAGGCAUUUAUCUCCCUCUCAAAGCCGGCACAGCAUACCGAGUCCUUCAUCCAUAAGGAUCCUAGAAAUUUCAAUAAUGCCUUCGCUAGAAAGGAGGACGUACAAGCCGCAUUGACAGAAGAAGAGAAGAAGACAAAACUCAAUUCUUUGAAGAAUAAUGAAUCUGCUAUUCUCGUUUUCGGCUAUCCAGAAAGCAUGGCCAACCAAGUCAUCGCAUACUUCUCUGAGUUUGGUACAAUAUUGGAGGAUUUCGAAGCUACGAAAGGUUCUAAGAUGGCAUCUUCAAAUGUCUUAGAUUCUAUAGCAACAACAGGUGCAUUUCCUGUCUCUGAUAUCUCUCAUCAUGAAUCAAAUCACCCAACUCCUCCUCCUCCCAUUUUCAGUGGAAAAUCAUGGGUUAAGAUUACUUACGACAAUCCAUCCUCCGCAAUCGAUGCCUUGCAAGAGUCUGGUUCUGUUUUUAAUGGGGUUUUAAUAGGUGUUGUCCCUUAUACCAAAGAUGCUAUAGAGAAACUACAAAAGCGCAAAUUAAGCGUUUCCGAAGAUGUUGGUGGUGGGCUUAAAACAACCAAAAGGCCUGAGUCAACCAAGGUUGACGAGAGUGUUCUUGGAGAUGCGAAUGACAUUCAAGGGUCAUACAUCAAAAGACUUGAGAUCAAAGAUGGAUCUGAGAUGUUUUUGAAAUCUGCGUCUAUGAAUGGAGUGUCAUCAAAGGAUUCACAGGAUAACAAGAGAGCAAAGCUAGGAGUCUGGGGUACGAUUUCGAGUUACCUUUUUGGAUUUCAUGAUUUGUAA
Clavispora lusitaniae ATCC 42720 is the source of this 1197-nucleotide messenger RNA. Its product is annotated as FG-nucleoporin. The record is from RefSeq and is a predicted model, not a curated record. Gene Ontology annotation, biological process: nuclear pore organization; NLS-bearing protein import into nucleus. Lineage: Eukaryota; Fungi; Ascomycota; Pichiomycetes; Serinales; Metschnikowiaceae. Gene Ontology annotation, cellular component: nuclear membrane; nuclear pore nuclear basket; nuclear pore central transport channel. Gene Ontology annotation, molecular function: structural constituent of nuclear pore; phospholipid binding; nucleic acid binding.